AUGGAUCGCACUCAUACCUUGGGCGUUGAUCCAGCUGGUAAUGUCUCCCCUCGUGUCCGCAUCCCCAGCAUGGCGUCUUCAAUCAGCAGCGGCAACGCUUUUGCUCAGAUGAAAGAAAACGAGCGUCGACUGCCAGCGAGUCGCUCUGCGUCUCGUGUCAAUGAGUUGUUCGCAGUGAUACCCCUCAGACCCCCAAAUAGACCCCUGAGCCAGGCCUCUCGUAAGUCUUCAGCUUUCCUCGACUAUGAGAAUGGGCUUGCGCUCCCGAUGCCCAAGCUUCCUCAUAAUGUCGCCUCCGAUGCGACUUUGGGCCAGCAGACCCCAAACCAGGCCGCAAAAGAUCAUGGCGAAUCGAGCAGCAAAGUUGCCCCUAUCAUAACCGCCGGUGAAGAGAAAAAUGUCACUGCUGAGAACCAUGCCGGCCAAGACUCUCCACAGGAAGUCCGGAUGUACAUGCCAACCGCGGUGCAGGCAGGAGUGCACCCUUUGUCGGCGCCUCCUCAUCAGAAUUGUGUCAGCAUUGUCGACGUUCCGGCCCUGAGCAGGCCCAACCGAGUGAGAUCUGCUCCAUCCACCCCCAUUUUGAGCCGCCGCUCGGUGCCCUUGACUGGAGAAAUCAACGGCAACGACGAAGCCGAGCUCAAGAGAAUCUCUUUUACUCGGGGUGAAGUCGUCAAGAAUCACACAACCCAGCAUGAAGAGUACAACAGCGAGGCAGGCCCCUCCAGAGGCUCUGCCAUGAGCGUUGGAAAUGGUUAUUUCGAAAACAAUCGCCCCUCAUCGUCCGCAGUACCUGGUAGUCGUAAUGGUGAAGGUCAGGCUGCGAGUUUGCAAACUCUUCCCAACCAGAUUGGUAUUGGCAUUCAGCCUGGCUCGACUGAUUUCACAACCUUUGGAGGGUUUGCUCCUCCUCCACCGCACCCAGGGUACCGCAAUACCCCAACACUUGAGCAGGUCCUGGCGAUGCACAUGGAAACGCUUCACCAUCAUAUGAAUCUUGGUACAGAGCGCAUGAUAAAGGUCUAUAGUGACACGACUAGCUAUACCUCUGACCAGAUGCUUCGUAGCAUCGAGGGUCUCCAGGACACAAGCCGCUCGCUGAACCUUCGGGCCACGGGCCAGGCUGAGACUGCCAGACAGCUGCGGGAUCUGAUGCAGCAGCUCCGGUCUGAACUUGACGUCCUCCGCAGAAACAGCCGUUUGAUGGAGCAACGCCUGAUGGAUCAUGUUCAGCAGGAGCUGACAAAACUAAGGGAUGAGCUUAUCUCUAUGACCCAGCUUUCUCCGGAAAUGCAGGCGGUCCCUGGGCCUGAAUUGCCCCUGGAGUCCCAGCCCUGCCCGUCUACCGCUCAGGAAGGAGGCAAGAGAGUCUGGGUAGGCCGAAGACUCUUAACUCUCAAAACAACCAACAAGGAGGGCGCGUCCAUCAAAGAGGACAAAGGAAAGCAAAAAUUAGACCAUGUUAAUAUCUCAGAGGAAGGUGAAAUCUUUGAGAAAGAGGGAGAGAGAAAUGGAAGUGUUAUUCCUCUCCUUCUAGGCAACGAUGAGCAUCAUCUUCUACCCUCUACCGCAGGAUUCCGUACCCCUCAACUGGCGGGUCCUCUCACCCCAGUGCAGAGUCUCACUGAUAUUUCCUCAGCUAAAGAGACGGCUGGGUCUGAGAAUCAGGAUAAGAACACCAGAGCUCAGGAGAAAAUCCCAGAAUCUAGUACUAAUCCUGGUGAUAAUAUUCACAGAGCUGAGGGUGAGGAGGACAAGAUUCCUGCUAGAAAGUACUGGGGAUUCACAAGGCGACGCCGAGAAAGUGAACACCGUGAGAACCGCACCAGCCUCACUCGUUUGCUCAAGACUCCCCGCAAAGAUAAAGAGGGCAAAGAGAAAGGAGCAGUCCCUGAUUCCCCUACUCGACCUAGUUCUGCAUCCGGGCUGCAGACUCUGACACACCCAAUCCCUCCUGUUCCUCCUCUUCCUGCACGGUAUGCCUCACAACCGAAUCUCCGCCAGGCCGCUGCAGAGACGAGCCCUAGCUCUGUCCACCCAGCUUUCCGUACGACCCGGCAGCAGCAGCAGAUGCGAGAACGGGAACGGAACCGCCAGCGUGCCAAUUUGCCGCCUAUUCCUCGCUUUGGGAACCUGAACGUAAACCAGCACCCCGUCAAUGCAAAUGCCCGGGGCAAUAGGUCUCUCGACAUUAACUAUCGGGCUCCGGCCCCUGUGCAGCCAAACUCGGUUGGCCACGGACAACACAAUACGACCAUGCCGCAGGUCUUUGGCCCCCCUGCGCCGGUAAACCCAGGGCCUCCUCAGAUCAUGCCUGCCUUCCACUACGGGGGCGGUCCAUACGAUCCUGCCGCGAGACCUCACAGCAACCGUGUGAAUGGUUCGGUUCCUCCUCCCCAGGCGUUUCCUACUGGGGAAACAUUUCCUAUUGGUGAAUGGAGCCAUGCCAACUGGUACCAGAACGCCUAUCCCCGCGAGCAAUAG
Messenger RNA from Penicilliopsis zonata CBS 506.65, 2484 nucleotides. RefSeq lists its product as hypothetical. The transcript is spliced from 4 exons. The coding region runs from base 1 to 2484 and encodes 827 amino acids. The record is from RefSeq and is a predicted model, not a curated record. NCBI's taxonomy places the organism in Eukaryota, Fungi, Ascomycota, Eurotiomycetes, Eurotiales, Aspergillaceae.